AUGCCCACCUUCCACCAGAGGCAUUGUGAUUUGACUCCCGAGAUCCUGAGAAUCAGAUACCAGAGAGAACUGGUGCCCACUAGGCUUCCCCCUAUUAUCUCAGAAGAUGGGAAUUAUUCCGUGCACCAGAAUAGCCACACAAGGUACCACGAAGCUGUACGGAAGGUGUUACUAAAGACAUUCCCCAAUCAGGUCUUCAGAGUCCCCUUGACUGAUGCUCAGAACUUCAGCUUCUGGCGGUCCCACCAUCCAGGAGUGCGCCCAGAGGAAACCACGCCAUGGAUCCGGAGCCCCCGCCACUGCCUCAUUAAAAGCCCAAUGACCAAGUGAGGCUGAGAGGGGUAAGGGUGGGGAGACCAA
This is a messenger RNA of Diceros bicornis minor, 360 nucleotides long. RefSeq names its product sperm microtubule inner protein 11 (gene SPMIP11). The transcript has 4 exons. The record is from RefSeq and is a predicted model, not a curated record. Bases 1 to 330 code for a protein of 109 amino acids. Lineage: Eukaryota; Metazoa; Chordata; Mammalia; Perissodactyla; Rhinocerotidae.